AAAAAUUAUACUUGUAGACAUUAUCAAAUAACGAGUUUUAAUUCACUGCUCAACUGUUUGUAGUAAAUAUGUCCCAGUUUGGAGCAACAUUUCGGUCUUUUUCAACAAGAAGAACCUUAGAAUCAAAACAAACAGAAAUAUUCUCUAAAAUGUCUGAGAAAUGGUGGGAUCCUAACGGUACAGUAAAACCUCUUCAUGCGAUGAAUUUAUUACGAAUUCCUUGGAUUAGAGAUCGCUUAGGUGCUAUCGGUGCUUUUAAACCCGCUAUAACAGAAAGUACUCCACUUUCCGGAUUGUCUAUUUUAGACGUGGGUUGCGGAGGUGGAUUUUUGUCAGAGCCUUUGAGUCGUUUAGGAGGAAAUGUCGUAGGUUUGGACUGCAACAGCGACAUGUUAAAUGUAGCAAUUUCACGUUUAGAAAAAAAGAAUCUUUCGAAUUUAAACUAUGUACAGUCGACAAUUGAAGAAUACGUUGACGAAAAUAUGGAAAAUUACGACGUCGUGGUGGCUUCCGAAGUUAUCGAACACGUUGAAAAAAAGGGUGAAUUCAUCAAGUGUUGCGUCAAAUGUCUUAAACCAGGAGGAUCUAUGUUCGUCACAACGAACAGCAAGUCUGUGAUCUCGGGAUUUUUUGGCAUUACGGUAGCGGAAAAAAUUUUUCGACUGGUACCUGAAGGGACCCACCACUAUGAUAUGUUUGUCGACCUCGACGAUCUGAAACAGUUACUUCAGAAAGAAGAGUGCGAUACGAUUUUUAGCAGUGGAAUGGUGUACAACCCUUUUAUUAAUAAAUGGUAUUUUAUAGAAAAUCCCUACAUUUUGCAUUAUGCGCUGCACGCUAUGAAGGUGAAAAAGUAGUUUGAAUGUUGAACUUUGACUUUUAGCAACGUAAAAAUAAAUACUGUAUGAUCUGAAAACUGUCAAAUAUAGUGUAAAAAAUUUACAAAUGCCAAAUUUACAAAUUUAUAAUUAUUAAUAAGAGUAAGGUUUUUCUUCCAUAGAAAAAUAAAGAAACAACAAAAGUUAUUUUAUUUUCUAAAUAAGUAACUGCUCAGAGAAGAUUAUUUAGUCACAAUGAAAAACUGAAAACGAUAGCCAGAUCAGCGUUUUUCACCACAAUAAUAAUGUUGCAAAACUUUGUCUAAAAUUAAUUAGGUAGAAUUUUCCUCGUCCCUGAAAUAGUCCAACAAAUCCAGCUUUUUCGAUAAUUCCUAUAAGUUAAGAAAUACACUUAGAUAAAAUAUAUCACAUCUUCGGGCUAUUAGUACCACACUCCAAUGUAGUCUUUAUUUUCAUUCCAUCUACUUUGGAAUUUUUUGUUCUACAAAAUUAGGUCUGUAUUUCCUUAUGUAACAUUAUUUGCAUACCUUCUAGUGCAUUAGGGACUUUAUGGUGUCAAAUUUCUCCAAAAUCAUAUGAAGUUUAAUGUAAUAAGUCUGCAUGCAAGUGACGAAAAUAAAAUAUUAGAUGUUACCAGUUGUUACUAGGAAACUUUAAACGAAUAAUAUUUGGGGUCCUGAUGGCAUACUGGCGUUCAUUUUCAAACAUUGUACAUCUGUUUUAACCGAUCCAUUGUCAAUUCUUUUUAAUUUAAGUAUUUUCACAGAAAUGUAGGUACUAACAUUGUAAAGUUGCUGAAGAUCUCGAAAAAGUGAUGAGCAUUUUGACAUCUCUAGAUACGAUUCUUCUGACUAACAAAAUUUUAAGAUCAAAUAUAUAAAUCUAAACCCAAA
Molecule: messenger RNA, 1732 nt
Organism: Zophobas morio
Lineage: Eukaryota; Metazoa; Arthropoda; Insecta; Coleoptera; Tenebrionidae
Product: ubiquinone biosynthesis O-methyltransferase, mitochondrial-like
Exons: 4
Coding region: 69-857 (262 amino acids)
Biological process (GO): ubiquinone biosynthetic process
Cellular component (GO): mitochondrion
Molecular function (GO): 2-methoxy-6-polyprenyl-1,4-benzoquinol methyltransferase activity
Source: RefSeq, a predicted model, not a curated record